UUUAAUCUAGAUUAAAAUAAACACCAUUUUCAAGAAAAUGCAAGCAUCAAUUCGAAUUAAUCAAACUCUGUUUUUCAUUUAAGUGAAUCGAAAACAGUAAGUGAAACCCUAAUUACUACAAAAUCUAGUUUAAAUUAAUUCCAAAUUAGGCAACAAUUGUAUAAUUUAACAUAUUAAACACCAUUUUCAAGAACAUGCAAGCAUCAAUUCGAAUUAAAUAUUGGAAAGUAAAAACGGACGAAACCCUAAUUCCAACUUCAAUUGAUAAAUUAUGCGAAAUCAGCCCACGAUUGUUUAAAUUAACAUAUAAAACACCACAAUCAAGAUAAUGCAUGCACCAAUUUUGGGAAAAAGUUACUUAACAAAAAAGCCCUAAUUUAUCAUGGCUCAUCUGCAAACAUUUAUUGAAAAAACCGACAAAUUGAAUGAAAAUACCUUCGUCCCAUCUUGAUAUUCUUGUUCUCUUCCUGGUGAGACCUUCCCACUUGGAAUCAGCAGUCCUCUUUCCUGAUACGCAAGAACCCAUUUUUGCAGAAAACUCAGAGUAAUAACUUCAAAUUCUUUUAAGUGUUUGAGUGAGUAAAUGGCAAAAAGACAACUGAGAGUGAAAAUGGAGGGGGACCAUAUAAAUAGGAAGUGAAAAGGGGGGAAAUAGGGUUAGGAACAGUAAAAAAUUACCGCCAAAACAUUAUUAGGAAGGAACCAGAAAAAACGUGGGAAGUUGGAAGGUUUCCACGUGUACACAUUGAAAAAGUAAGUUGAAAAGGCUAAGUAAUUGGAAAACGCUUAUUUUCAUCAAAAUCAUCUGUUUUCAAUCAUUAAUCUACGUGUAUAUUAAUUCUCCUUUUAUUUUAAUAAUUUUUAAUAUUAUUAAAUGCAUUUUAACGGACGUUAGUGACGAAAAACAAAAAGCAGCGUUUUCCAUCCAUUUUGAGGGACCUAAAUGCUCCUUUUGAAACUUUGAGGAACCUAACUGCUCCUUUUGGCAAAGUUUAGAGACCUUCAGUACAGUUUACUCAGGAAAACAAUGGAAAUUCAUCAUCAUCAUCGUCAUCGUCAUCAUCUCUGCAAUAUUUAACAUUUAUCUCCAUGGAGUUACUUGAUGUGGCAAAUCAGGUGUAUCAACGUGGGGAUAAUUACUUGAUGUGGCAAAUCUAUCAUCACCAAUGCUAUCCAACCUGAAACAGAGAAGAAGAAGCCGCCGGAGAAGGGAAGCACCAACGCACCUCCCUUUCCGCCUUCAUAGACGUUCCUCCGCCGCCGAUCCGCCGCGUCGUCCUAGCUAGGGGCUUUUCCUUGAGGAGAAAGGAGGCACAUUUGAUAAUUUGGGUUCUUCCUCGUUUCACAGAACUGUAAUAGAUGCUGUCAACCUUAUCUUCCUCGUCUUCUUUUAUUUGGUACUUGCGCUAACAAUCUGUUACAAAGAGCAAAACCAAAGGAGUUACAGAAGGAACUGGUUCUUUUUCAUCGUUACAGGGAGUAGUUUGGUUAUCCUUAGCUGUGUCUUUGAACGUUCAAAGAUCAAGACGGGUCAUCAAGGUUUUAGUAUGUACAUGGUGGACAUCUUUCUUUGUACUGUCCUCAGUUUUAGACGCGGAGUUACUCAUAAGAGAACAGAUUCAUGUCUCAGAUGUUGUGCAGUGGCCGAUAACUGGUUUGUUGUUUGUUUGCGCUGUCAAAGUGAUGAUGCUAAGACAUGAUUCUAGUUUAUCAGAGUCAUUAUUAGUACCUCAACCUCACCGAGUUAAGCUCAGUUUCUUAAGUAGUUUGAUCUUCACUUGGCUUAAUCCAUUACUUAAAUUAGGCUACUCGAAACCCUUAAGUCUCGAGGACAUCCCCUGUCUGUUUUCUGAAGAUGAAGCGAAUUUAGCCUACAAGAAGUUCAGCAAUGAGUGGGACACCUUGAUGAUCAAAGAUGCAAAGAACAAGCAAAAAAACCUGGUUAUUAGAGUCUUAGUUAAAGUUUACUUGAAAGAGAUGAUAUUUGACGGGGUACUUGCUUUAACUAGAACGAUAACUGUAGUCGUUUCACCCUUACUACUCUACGCUUUCAUCAGAUACUCAGAUGACAGCAGUACUGAUACUACUGAACAUGAUCUGUAUCGAGGUCUGUUCUGGUUAGGAUGUCUGGUAGUUGUAAAGGUGGUUGAAUCUUUAUCACAAAGGCAAUGGAGUUUUCACUCGAAAAAGUCAGGAAUGAGAAUAAGGUCUGCUUUAAUGGUGGCUAUCUUCCACAAACAGAUGAAACUCUCUACUGUGGCUAAAAAACUGCACUCCACUGGUGAGAUUGUUAACUACAUUAUGGUGGAUGCUUAUCGGAUGGGUGAAAUCGCGUGGUAUUUUCAUUCAUCCUGGAAUUGUGUACUACAGCUUUUUCUGUCACUAGGAAUACUUAUAGGAGUUGUGGGAUUAGGAGCUUUACCUGCCUUGGUCCCACUCGUUAUCUGCGGGGUAUUCAACAUCCCGUUUGCCAAACGACUUCGGGAAUGCAAAGCCGAGUCCAUGUCAGCGCAGGAUAAAAGACUUAGAUCAACUUCAGAGAUCCUCUGCAGUAUGAAGAUCAUUAAGUUACAAUCAUGGGAAGAACAUUUCCUGAAACUGAUAAAUUCACUACGAGAUAACGAGUUUAAAUGGUUGAGGGAUGCACAGCAUAACGUUGCUAACUGUACCGCGUUGUUUUGGUUAUCUCCAACGAUAAUUUCUUCAAUGGCCUUUUGGGGUUGCUCGUUUUUCAGGAGUGCUCCGUUGGAUGCUGUCACGAUGUUUACUAUCAUUGCGACUUUAGCUGUUAUGGGGGAACCAGUUGUGCAGUUGCCUAUGGUUUUCUCUUCAAUGAUCCAAGCAAUGGUGUCGUUUGACAGGAUCAAUAAGUUUCUGCUAGACGAUGAAGUGGAUGUUACUGAUUCAGUUGGAAGCAGUAUAUUCACAAGUCAAGAGAACAGUGUAAAAUUACAAGCCGGAAAUUUCAGCUGGGAUUCAGAAUCUCCAACAUUAACCUUGAGAGACUUGUCUUUAGAGGUGAGGCCGGGUGAGAAAGUUGCAAUCUGUGGACCUGUUGGAGCUGGGAAAUCUUCGCUCCUAUAUGCUAUACUCGGUGAAAUGCCCAAAAUUUCUGGCAGGGUUGAUGUGUUUGGAUCAAUAGCAUAUGUUUCUCAAAGUGCUUGGAUACAAAGUGGGACAAUUCGUGAUAAUAUAUGCUAUGGUAAGCCAAUGGACAAGAACAUGUAUGAGAAGGCCAUCAAUGCUUGUGCACUGGGUAAGGAUAUCAUGAACUUUAGCCAUGGUGAUCUGACAGAGAUUGGCCAAAGAGGUAUAAAUUUGAGCGGAGGGCAGAAACAGCGGCUUCAACUAGCUCGAGCUGUUUACAGUGAUGCUGAUAUUUACCUCCUUGAUGACCCUUUCAGUGCAGUUGACGCGCAUACUGCAGCAGCCUUAUUUAAGAACUGUGUCAUGGGUGCUUUAAAGAACAAGAUUGUGAUUCUGGUCACCCAUCAAGUAGAGUUUCUGUCACAAGUUGAUAAAGUUCUGGUUCUGAAAGAUGGUCAAGUUACACAAUGCGGAAGCUAUGAGGAUCUUUUGAUGACUGGAACAACAUUUGAGAAGCUUGUCAAUGCUCAUAAGAGGGCAGUCACACAGUUAGGUCCUUCAAGUAUUGCACCAGAACUUGACAAGGCGGCAAUUGAAAGACCAAUGGUGUUUUCCAACACUUGUGACGACAACAAAGACACUCCUACGAAACUUUUACCGCAACAACUAACAGAAGAGGAGGAGAAAGAAGUCGGGAAUGUAGGAUACACGCCGUACUUGGAUUACAUAUCUACCUCGAAAGGCUUAACUGUGUUAAUUCUAAGUGUGAUCUCACAAAUUGGUUUUGUAGCUUUGCAAGCUGCUUCAAGAUAUUGGUUGGCUUACGCCGUUCAGAUCCCUGAACUAAGCAUGGGUAAACUAAUAGGGGUUUAUGCUGGCCUUUCUUUCCUUAGUAUAAUAUUUGUACACCUGAGGUCUUUGUUCACAGUUCAGCUAGGUCUUAAAGCUUCCAAAGCUUUUUUCGAGAGUUUCAUGAAUUCGAUAUUCAGAGCUCCUAUACUUUUCUUCGAUUCAACUCCAGUUGGACGAAUACUGACUAGAGCAUCAUCAGAUUUUAGCAUUUUGGAUUUUGAAAUACCUUUUGGAAUUUCCUAUGUCUCGUCUGUUGCAAUUGAGGUCACGGGGAUUAUUCUGGUCAUGGCAUUGGUCACCUGGCAGGUACUCAUUGUGGGAGUUUUUACCCUGGUAGCAUCAAAAUAUUUUCAGAUUCAGUAUCAAGCUUCUGCAAGGGAGAUUAUACGUAUAAAUGGAACCACAAAGGCACCGAUCAUGAACUAUGCAGCUGAAGCAUCUCAAGGAAUGAUAACUAUUAGGGCAUUCAAAAAAGUAGACCAGUUUUUCGACAACUACCUGAAACUUGUCGAUACUGAUGCAAAGCUUUUCUUCUACUCAAACACGGCUAUGGAAUGGUUGAUUUUAAGAAUUGAGGCUCUUCAGAAUAUGACACUCUUUACAGCUGCUUUUCUGUUCAUUAUACUUCCUAAGGGUUCCGUUCCCCCAGGAUUUGUGGGGCUUUCUCUUUCCUAUGCUUUGUCAUUGAAGGGCAUCUACGCCUUCAUGAUACAGUGGUACUGUAACAUAUCAAACUACAUCGUUUCAGUUGAAAGAAUUAAACAGUUCAUGAACAUAGAACCCGAGCCUCAAACUGUCGUUGAAGAUAAUAGACCUCCAUCUUCUUGGCCUUCAAAGGGUAGGGUUGAGCUACAAGAUCUCAAGAUAAAAUACCAGCAAAGUGCUCCACUCGUACUCAAGGGAAUCACUUGUGUUUUCAAAGAGGGUACAAGAGUAGGAAUCGUGGGAAGAACAGGAAGUGGGAAAACAACACUGAUAAGUGCAUUGUUUCGGUUAGUAGAGCCUCACAGCGGAACAAUCUGUAUAGAUGGCGUAAACAUUUGCAGAAUUGGACUCAAAGAUUUAAGGACUAAACUCAGUGUCAUUCCUCAAGAACCAACUCUCUUUCGAGGUUGCAUUAGAUCUAACAUGGACCCUCUUGGUCUAUACUCUGAUGCUCAAAUAUGGGAGGCACUGGAGAAGUGUCAACUUAGGCUUACAGUGAGCAGCCUUCAGAAUCAGCUUGACUCAUUAGUUGGUGAUGAAGGCGAAAAUUGGAGCAUGGGACAGCGCCAGUUAUUUUGUCUAGGGAGAGUCCUCUUGAGAAGGAACAAAAUUCUGGUGUUAGACGAGGCCACGGCUUCUAUAGAUUCUGAGACUGAUGCAGUCCUUCAGAAAAUCAUCAGAGAAGAAUUUUGUGAAUGCACUGUAAUAACGGUUGCGCACAGGGUCCCGACUGUAACAGACAGUGACAUGGUCAUGGUUCUCUCUAAUGGUGAGGUGGUGGAGUAUGAUGAACCCUCUAAACUGAUGCAGUGCAAUUCGGCGUUUUCUAACCUUGUUGCUGAAUAUUGGUCCAGCCUGCACUGCAAGGUUAGCUCCUCCCAUAAACUCGGCAAUGACUAGUGACAACAUUCAUAGACAAAUAGCAAAAUGUCAUGUUUUUAAGGCACAUCAAGCUUGGAAAAACAACUUCAUGCUAUAGUAUACUUCUACUCUUAGCUAGUUGUUUCAAAGAAUUUUCUUUACAAUAACUGCAGAAUUAGCAAACAUUUAAUUCAAGUACACGAGCACAUUAGUAAAUGGAAAACAACCUCUCUGUAAUUGUAAUUGUAAUUGUAAUUGUAAUCGUAAUUGCAGGGGUAAGGUUGAUUACAUCCAACUCCUCUCCCUUAACCUGCUUGUUUUCGGAUCCACUCUGAAGGCAAUGAAGGUAAUGAUAAUGA
Spinacia oleracea (spinach) is the source of this 5864-nucleotide messenger RNA. Its product is annotated as ABC transporter C family member 8. Gene Ontology annotation, cellular component: membrane. The transcript has 13 exons. Bases 1684 to 5544 code for a protein of 1286 amino acids. NCBI's taxonomy places the organism in Eukaryota, Viridiplantae, Streptophyta, Magnoliopsida, Caryophyllales, Amaranthaceae. Gene Ontology annotation, biological process: transmembrane transport. The record is from RefSeq and is a predicted model, not a curated record. Gene Ontology annotation, molecular function: ABC-type transporter activity; ATP hydrolysis activity; ATP binding.